UUCCAGUUGCACUGCGGAGCGGCAGAAGCGCUCACAUGUGGAAGAGGAAGUGGGUGAAGAGACAAAAGGCUGCAGCUUUAUCAAAAUAGUUCAGUCUUGCUGGAGCAGAUACGACAGAGCAACAAUGCAAUCAGUGAGUUCAUCACCGCGGUGAGUUAAAGAGUCUGUGGACAAUCGAGCUGUUGGGUUUCAGGUCAUGAUCAAACGCAAUGCAACUCUACACCUCUCUGUUCCUGCUGUGCAGCGUGAGCUCCACCCCGUGGUUUCUCUUUCCCUCAGGGCAGGGGAGGGCAGAGAUUGUGCGUGGGGGUGUGUCUCACUGUUUGCUGGGCUGCCUGCCUGGUAGCAUGUGAGUGCUGAGGGGGUGGAAAACAUUUGGAUCGAAACUGUGAGGCCCUGGGCUGGCGUUCAAAUCAUCUAGGAGUGGCUUUCCAGGCUCUUCGGUGUGAUCUAGCAACUGCCGCGUGACAAAAGCGGCUGAGCCAGUUAUUUUCAGAGAGCAGAAGAGAGUGGAAGUGAAGCCGUGGAGAAGGACCGGGGACAUGGCAGAUCCAGCGGCUGUAGCCCAACAGCAGCUGUGUGCUGUCUGCUCAGGUGUGCUGAGUGGAGACGAGCCGGCGGCCUGUGAUCACUCCGUUUGUGGCUCCUGCCUGGGGGACAGAAGUAAAGGAUGUCCCGAGUGUCCGCGGAGUCCUGACAAGCCCGAACCUGCCGACGGCCUCAAACAGAACGGAACAGAGGCUGAGGCUCCGGAGAUUAACAGCAAAGAGGAGCAAAAUCAGGACUCUAAGACAGCGGAGGAGGUCAAAAUCCAAGAGGACCUGAAGGAGACUGAGGACCUGAAGAAGCCGGAGGAGGAGAGGAAAGAAUCGGAACCACAGACGGAUGAAGAGGUGAAAAAUGGAGCCAAAGAGGAGGUAAAAGAAGGGGAGGUGGAGGAGGAACCUUUGGGCCCCGACGACGUGGUGUGUGACUCAUGUAUCGAGAGCCCCUGCAGGGCCCUCAAGUCCUGCCUCACCUGCCUGGUGUCGUACUGCGAGGCCCACCUCCGGCCUCACCUGGAGAACCCGAAGUUUCAGAACCACCGGCUGGUGGAGCCGCUCAGGGACAUCGAGAGGAGGACCUGCGAGAGCCACAAGUGGCCCCUGGAGAUUUUCUGCUGCGCCGAUGCCUGCUGCGUCUGCCAGGACUGUGUGACGGAGGACCACAGGGGCCACAACACCGUACCUGUGGUGGAGGCUCGCAGGCAGAUAGAGAGGGAACUGAGAGAGAAGCAGACUGAGAUGGUGAAGACGGUGACAGCAGCAGAGAACGCCAUCAACAAACUUCAACUAAACACAGUAUCCAUUGAGCAAUCGGUGACUGAGGUACGAGCGGUGAUCGAGAGCCAGUUUGAGGAGCUGCAAGCGUUGGUGGAGAGGGCCAAGAGGGAGGUCACGGAGAUCCUGGAGGGCGAGGAGAAGCAGGCGCUGAGGCAGGCCGAGGGCAUCCGGGUUCACCUGGAGCAGAGGUGCACGGAGCUGAAGAAGACUCAGGCGCAGAUGGAGAAGCUCUCCAGAAACAAGAAUGAUGUGGAUUUCUUACAGGAGUAUUCAGAGUGGAAGAAAGAAGCCACCGAUAUUACUCUGCCCGGGGUCUACAUCGGCCUGAUGGAUCGAAUGAAUUCCUUCAGCCGCGUGAUCGUCGACUCCACGCAGGAGCUCUGUGCCAUGCUCGUGUCUUCAUACAUAGAAAAGGUUAAAGAGACAUGCAAGAAUGACCAAAUGGGAAUAAAGACAACGGUUCAUGAAAUUGCUGCGGCGAAACAGAACAUGUCGAUACCAGACCCAGAGACACACGCUGACUUCCUCAAGUAUGCCGCCCAGGUGCAUUUCGACGCCGACACAGCUCACAGGUUCCUGCGUCUGACAGAAGAGAACAGGAAGGUGACCAACACCACACCCUGGCAGCAUCCUUAUCCCGAUGUGCCCGAGCGGUUUGAGAACUGGCGGCAAGUUCUGGCCACGGAGAGCUUCUACCUGGGCCGGCAGUACUUUGAGGUAGACAUCAGCGGCGAGGGCACACACAUCGGUCUGACCUACAAGAGCAUCGAUCGCAAAGGCAACGAGAGCAACAGCUGCAUCACGGGAAACAACUUCUCCUGGUGUCUUCAGUGGAACGGACGCACCUUCUCCGCCUGGCACAGCGGCGUUGAAACCCCUCUCAACGUGGCCAAGUUCACCCGUAUCGGGGUGUACGUGGACUACACGCGGGGCCUCCUGGCUUUCUACGGUGUGGAGGACACCAUGAUGCUCAUCCACGAGUACAAGGCAGACUUCCUGGAGCCUCUCUACCCGGCUUUCUGGUUGUCCAAGAAGGAGAAUAUCGUGGCCUUGGUGGCGCCCGGAGAACCACUGCGGCUCAAAAGCCCCUCUCCUCCUACCUCACCUGCAAGCGGAGCUGUCGUUUCAAAAACAGAAGAAUAGCAACAAUUGGCAGUCAAAGGACAAUUCAACAAUAUGAGAGUACCGCUGCAGUAAAUGUCAACAAUAGACUUAUUGUCUGAAAUAUAGUAGAAGAAAAACAUGCAAAUAUGGAGAGUCUUGCCUUAUUACAUUUGUUUACAGUAGAUUAUUUUGUUGCAAAAUUACUGUGAUAAACUGUGUCUGUUUAUCUCAAGUAUAUCUGGGCUCAAGUCAUAUUUAUACUCCUGUGUAUGUUUGGGACUACUGUUACUGUACUGUUACUGUACUGUUACUGUACUGUUACUGUACUGUUACUGUACUUUUCAUCACACUGUGAAUUCAGAAAAUGUCCUAUAUUUUCUGUGUGCAAAUAAAACUUUGUGUUUUC
Messenger RNA from Xiphias gladius (swordfish), 2832 nucleotides. It is a transcript of the gene trim16, whose product is annotated as tripartite motif containing 16. The transcript is spliced from 6 exons. Lineage: Eukaryota; Metazoa; Chordata; Actinopteri; Istiophoriformes; Xiphiidae. The record is from RefSeq and is a predicted model, not a curated record. Gene Ontology annotation, molecular function: zinc ion binding; protein binding. The coding region runs from base 543 to 2465 and encodes 640 amino acids.